GCACGACGAAGCCACCGAUGAGGAGGACGACGGCUAAGACAUACAUACCGUCGGUUUUUUACUCCCACCGCUCUGUGCCCAGAGACAAGUCGUGGCCAACCCAUAGGCUUAGCGAAGUUGCGCUGCUUAGGUCGACGAGAAAGAAACCAUAAGAAAAAGCUUGUAUUCUCUUAAUUAAGAGAGAGAGAGAGAGAGAGAGAGAGAGAUCUUAGACAUUUGAUGUUUCGUCACACCCCCGUCAUCUCCCCUGGCCUCGUCCCCCGCGCCGCAUCGGGAAUCGCACUGGCAACGAGCCCCGAUGAAUUUAUUCGUCUCCCCACCCACCCACCUUACGAUUCGCCUUCCACUUGCCUCUCCCCCUGUUUUUCUCUGCCCACAAACUUGAUCUCAUCAGGCGCUCAUGGCGAGGAGGCUGCAGAAGCGGAUCCACGUGCGGAGGUUGGGUCCGGCGACGAGGGUGGCGGAGCCAAGGGCCCUGCUGUCUCUAGCAGUGGUGCCGCUGGCUCUGAUCGAGCCGAAAUCGCCGGCGGCGCACAGGGAGAUGCGUCGGGUGGUGCGGGAGAGUUUCCCCAUUCGCAGCGAGUGGGGCGACAUCCACCUUCAGGUGAUCAAGCAUGCGACCUUUGCGGAGAGAGGGCGCUUCAUCGGCGACGAGGGAGCGGACGAGGUGGAGCUCCUAUUCUGGGCUAUCCAGGAGGCCAAAUCGGAGAUCCCAGAGCAAGCGGCCCCGUGGGCGUACUUCCGGACAGCAAAUCCAUCGCGGCUCAACAUCAGGCUGCCGCGGGUGGAAGCGCUUUCCAGCAUCCCGCUGGAGGAGCUGCCGCCGGGGGUGCUGCCUCCUGCUCGUCAGUGACUCGCUAGGUGCUACUGCGGCGGAACGCCAUUGAAGCCCCUCCAUGGGGCAAAAAUGGCGAAGCAUUCGCUGCAUCAUGGACCUGGUGGGAGGGCUGGUGAGGCAAUGGAAGAUUUUGUGCUCCGACACUCAGGAUGUGCUUCUUCUUCGAUGUUUAAGGCUUUUGGAUCGGCGAAGAGGGGAGCUGCUUAGAAUAGCCUGGGUUAUGUGAAUUUUGCUGAACUAUGUGUUCUCUGUUUAUCUGUUUGAAUGCUCCAGUCUUGGGCAGUUUAUCUGUUUCGUUUUGUAAUAGGAGUAGUUGGCUUGUUCUUCUGUGGCAGCUACUUUUGGCUGUUGCCGAACGCUGUACAAUGUCUUGGUACGCUGGUUUCGCCUUUGCUUUUUAAUAAAAGUUGGGGCAGGGGGGAAACCCCUAUCUUUCGAAAAA
Messenger RNA from Triticum aestivum (bread wheat), 1280 nucleotides. RefSeq lists its product as uncharacterized. Lineage: Eukaryota; Viridiplantae; Streptophyta; Magnoliopsida; Poales; Poaceae. Bases 401 to 853 code for a protein of 150 amino acids. The record is from RefSeq and is a predicted model, not a curated record. The transcript has 2 exons.